AUGGCGUCGCCGCCCACGAAAGCCGCCAUGGGCGCCGUGGAAAAGCUCAGCUACGAGAUCUUCUCCCUGCUCGAGAGCAAGUUCCUCUUCGGCCCCGGCGUGACGCCGGCGCGGGCGCUUCUGGACGGCGGGCGCGUGCGGGUGCUGGCGAUCGACGGCUGCGGCGGCGCGGGCGCCGAGGACGCGCUCCUGGCCGCCGCCGCGCUCGCGAGGCUCGAGGCCGGGCUGCGCGACCACACGGGCGACCCCGACGCGCGCGUGGCCGACUUCUUCGACCUCGCGGCGGGCGCCGGCGCGGGGGGAGUGCUCGCGGCGAUGCUGUUCCUGAGGGGCGCCGACGGCCGCCCGCGGUACACGGCCGACGAGGCGCUCGCGUUGGUGGCCGGGAGCGUCGUCGGGAAGAAAGGCUGCUGGGGAGGCCGGCGCGGGCCUCGGUGGGCGAAGCUGUUCCGCGGCGCGCGGGUUGGCGACGACCGGUCGUUCCGCCGCGUGUUCGGCGACGCGACGCUCAGGGACACCGUGGCUCCGCUCCUCGUGCCGUGCUACGACCUCGCCACGGCCGCGCCCUUCGUGUUCUCACGCGCCGACGCCGUCGAGAGCGACAGCUUCGACUUCCGCCUCCGCGACGUGUGCGCCGCCACCUGCGCCGCGGGCGGCGCGCUCGCGAGCGUGAGGUCGGUCGACGGUGCCACGGCCAUCGCCGCCGCGUCCGGGGGAGUGGCGGCCAUGGGCAACCCGGCCGCGGCCGCCAUCACGCACGUGCUCCACAACAAGCAGGAGUUCCCCCUCGCCACCGGCGUCGAAGACCUCCUCGUUCUCUCCAUCGGCGCCGGAGCCUCCUCGGCCACCGUGUCCGUGUGCGACGGGUCGAGCACGCCCAUGCCCACGCGUUCUCCGUCGCCGCGGGAGCUGGCGCGCGUAACCGCCGAGGGCGUCGCGGACAUGGUGGACGAGUCAGUGGCCAUGGCGUUCGGGUACGCGUGUGGAUGCAACUACGUGCGCAUCCAGGCCGGCAAGGCGCCGGCGCCGCUCCACGCGGCCACCGCAUCCGCGGCAGCGGGAGCGAUGCUUGCGCAGAGGAACGUGGAGUCGGUGCUGUUCCGGGGGCGGAGGUUGUCGCAGCGGACGAACGCCGAGAAGGUGGACGCGCUGGCCGCGGAGCUGGUUAAGGAACAGGAGCGGCGGCGGCGCAUCCCGCUUCCGAACGUGGCCAUCAAGCAGGUGGCCACGCCGCGGCUGUCGUCGGCGACCACUACGUCGUCAGGCACCGCGACGGCAAGGACCGCGUCGACGAUGCCGUCGCCGGCGUCGUGGGAUUGUCGCCGAUAG
This is a messenger RNA of Miscanthus lutarioriparius, 1329 nucleotides long. NCBI's taxonomy places the organism in Eukaryota, Viridiplantae, Streptophyta, Magnoliopsida, Poales, Poaceae. The record is from the annotation of a GenBank genome assembly.